AUAAUCAGCAUACCUGGACCUUCAUACUUCUUUGUUUUCUCAGCACAAUAAAGAGCAGAGUUCCAGCUGAGGGCAGGCCUGCACAGGAGAAGGUUUCCACACAACAACAGGAAGAAGGGAUCGCACACAACAUGGACCUCGUGUUAGUUUCAUCAGGUUUUAAGUGGAAGUAGAUGUCAUUCCUGUUUGAGGAUAAUCUGACUACACAGCAGCUGUGGGCAGAAGUGCUGUAACGAGUUCCGCUACUAUAAAAGUGACUGAAGGUCCGUCAACGGAGUAGAAAUGGAGUGUCAGUGUGAAAGAGACAACCCGGAGGAUGCAGGCUGGUGGCUGAAUGGAAGCAAUGUCCAGAUGGGAGCUUUUACUGUAGUGGGAUAUCUUCUCUACAGAUUCUCACAGACCCUCCCAGCUCUGAUCCGAUGGCCGAUACGUUUGUUCUGCUCUCUUACUGGUCUGUCAGCCCUCUGGGGCUGGGUGAGCCACCUGGUGGGAACCCUGCGUGGAAUCCAGAGCUUGUGUAAAUGGCUGUCUCGAGUUUGGAAGUUCUUCGUAGGAUGUUCCUCUAAGUUCAAGUGGCUGGGAGCACUCAUUAGAAAAGUCACAGGUUCAUUAAACGAUGGGGCACUGGAGUCAGAGAUAGAUCCAACCAACGUACCAGGCCUGAGGCUGAUCCUCCUUGGACCCAAUGGAGGACAUUCCUCGCUGUCAAAUACUUUGUUGGGCACCAGGGAGGCAAAGCAACCCAUAGGUCAUCUAACAGAGAGUACAAAGAUAAAGACUCUGUUAGAUGGGAGAGAGGUUACAGUGAUCGCCACCCCGGACAUUUUGGGGCCUUCUUUGGGGAAUAACAAAAGAGCCAAGGAAGCUCUGAGGAGCCUCCAGCUCACCAGUCCCGGACCACACGUCUUCCUGCUCGUGAUCCCAGCUCCUGAGUCGAGCACAGGGAUCAACCAGGAAGCGGCUCAGGCGAUCCAGGCCACACAUGAACUGUUUGGAGACGGGGCUGUGGAGUAUAUCCUCCCGGUGUUUACCCAUGUAGUCAAUCGAGGCCAGAAACAGACAGUAGAAAAGCUGCUGGAUGGAGAUGCUGGGGGUCUAAGAAGGGCUCUGUCUCCUUGUGACCAGAGGCCAGAACUGGUGGAUAUCACUCCAGACCGCCCCCUGGAGGAGCAGAGUGUGCUGCGCAGGCAUCUGCUGGGUCGUGUGAUGGAGAUGAAGACACUGAGAGGGCAUUUUGUGCACGAGCUGCAGAGGAGGGAGGACCGCAUCAGGGAGGAGCUGUUAGCUGACAUGACCUCUGAAGUGGCUAGAAAACUGGGUCACAUGUAAACAAAGAGGUGGGGUUGGUCAGUCUUACAACUGCUGAACAUGCAAUUUUAAAAAUAGAGUGGUUAUUUUUUGCACAAAGUAAUUUUUGCCAAUGCGCUGACUUACCUCUGAACAGAUGAAUGCACUACCACUGGCUGCCUUUAGUUUCCAUCAUUAGAUGGGUACAUUUGGUUACCUCUAGGCUUACUCACUCUUAAUGUUCCUAUUCUGAUGUGUUAUAAGAUGUUGAUGACAGUUUACUCUUUACUUUAAACCUGUGUCUAUGUUGUUUUUUGUUUCCAUGUUUUGUAUUCCCCAUCAUUUUGUAAUAGAUAUUCAACUUUAAAAAUGAUCAGGGAAAAUGAACUCAGGUCAUACUGCGAGUAGAGUUCAGGAGUGCUGUUCGAUGUGUUCAGUGCAAUCUUCUACAUCGCAUUUUUUAGCUGUGAUUAUUAAACAUUAAUGAAUGUUCUGUCCCAUAUUUAAAAAUGUUAUAUCAUAUACUGUUAUUCUUUCUGCAGACAUGUAAACAUACUCACCUUCAUAGUCAUCCUGGUAUAGACAUUUAUGCAUCUGCUUUUUAAAACUUCCCACUAAAAAUUCAAUAAAGAUCCUCUCUCCUG
Messenger RNA from Labrus mixtus (cuckoo wrasse), 1931 nucleotides. Its product is annotated as GTPase IMAP family member 5-like. The record is from RefSeq and is a predicted model, not a curated record. Lineage: Eukaryota; Metazoa; Chordata; Actinopteri; Labriformes; Labridae. The coding region runs from base 283 to 1329 and encodes 348 amino acids. The transcript is spliced from 8 exons. Gene Ontology annotation, molecular function: GTP binding.